This is a messenger RNA of Pocillopora verrucosa, 2340 nucleotides long. Lineage: Eukaryota; Metazoa; Cnidaria; Anthozoa; Scleractinia; Pocilloporidae. The record is from RefSeq and is a predicted model, not a curated record.
AUGGAGCCCAAACUAAGCAUCAUCGCUUCCUUGAUCCUUUUAUUGUUAUUUUUAAACCAGUCACAAUUGAUAAUCGCGAAGAGUCCGUCUCGUAAGACACAGCCAACCAAGCAUGGAGAGGUGUACCGCGCAAAGAGUCAGAUCGAUUCUCUGAUUUACAAAUUAACACUCGAUUUAAACACCUCUAAUGAAAAGAAAAAUCUAGCCACCGUCAUGCAAAAAGAUGCCGAAAAAUUAUCUCGAAUUGCCGAAGAUGAAAUCGCCUUAUUGAAACCAGUGCAGCGUCUUUUGGAUCAACUAGUGAAGGGAAAUGCUUCAGGUGGAAAUCAAAGCUGUUUUUGCGGCAUUCGUGGUGGUAAAACAGCAAUAAACAUUGCGACAAAAAGCUCUCCUCUGCCUAAACAUUACACUAUAACUGUACAAGUUAACCAUCGUGCACUGAUUGAUCGAGGAUUAACACGUGACAAUGGAGAUGACCUACAAGUCUACUACCAUGCUAACGGACAGCAACCGGUUCAAAUAGACCGUGUUCUUAGUGGUCUGGGGACAAAGUCAGCCACAGUCCACUUUAGACUGCAGGCUCGUAUGUCAGCCAACACCAUUGAUGAUAUCUCUUACUCUUUAAUGCUUGGUGAUGCAGUCAGCGGAAGUGUUAUGGAUAACCCUAGACGGGUGUAUGCGUUUUAUGAUGAUUUCACGAGCCCUGCCCUAAAGAAGGACUGGGUGAAGAACAAUUACGGCAAAUGGACUGUGCAAAAUGGACGGUUGCUUGGCGAUACCAUGGCUAUUAAGGGAAGAGAUUAUAUAGAGGUCGCAUUGUAUCUCAAGUCGGGAUUUUCUUGGAGAGAUAUUGAAGUGGAGCUUGACAUGAUGGAGACUGGGAGUAGAAAAAGUUGUCCUGGACCACUGUUGCGUGUGGCCAAUGUUCAACACAGUAAGACCACAGCGUGGUGGUUUGAGUACUGUCCAUAUAACACUUUUACCUGUACGUUAAGGCCUCAACGCAAUAACAAAGAUGGUGGCUGGAAAUACAACAGCAAACUGUCCAGAGCCUUUGCGCUUCAUACUUGGUUUCAUUUUAAGUACCAAGUGCUUGGCGACCGAUUCUCACAAUGGCAGGAUGGUAAACUCGUACAUAACAAUGUAAAAGUCAGCAAUGAUUGGAACAUACCGGGUGGAACGUUUGGCCUGGGUUGUCACACUUCUCCAAACAACUGUAAAACAAUCUAUGACAACAUUAAAAUCAGAUUCCUGGUUGCUGGUCCUCCAAAUAUCACUCUCGGAAACUUUGAACCCAUUCGUCUCAGUCAAACCAGUAUCCUGGGUACAAAGAACCUUCCCGCUGACUCCUGCAAACAAAUUCAUGAUGCAAGUCUAGCAAAUAACAAACCGCGCGUCAAGAAUGGAGUUUACUGGAUAAAGACUGAUCUGCAAGGAAGCUCUUUAGUGCAGACUUACUGUGACAUGGCCAAUGGAGGCUGGACUCUUGUGGGAAAGAUCAGUGGCAAAGUUGGCAACAUCUACAAGACUUGGCUUGUGUCUAACCACAACACUGCAGCACUGAAAACUCCAAAAAUCACUAAACAUAAAGAUUUUGGCUGCAUGGAUGCUCGCAGUCUGGCUGUUGAAGCAGCUUCCACGAUUCUGUUGUCCAGUGGCGAGAGGAUGGAUGGCUUGGGAAGCAAGUGGGUUAUGUGGAGACUGCCGGGAAACAGAGAAAAAGAAAAGUUUUGGAAUCAUGCUAUUGGUAAAUCCGCUGCGCAGGAGGCCGUUGUGACACCUGUACUGGUGCAUGCAUGGAAUGGAAACAAAAAGAUCUGUUAUCAAAACGAGUUUGGGAUAAUGCCUUAUUCUCUUCAUGGAGGAUCGUAUCCCUACACGUCUCUCAAACACGGAGGCGGAAUUUUGGCUGUGAACGACUACUGUAUGGCUGUGGGUGUCAACACUAAGGGUUCUCUGGCGCACGGCUGGAGAAAUAAUGGCCAUGCUAACGAUUGUCCAAGCAGCGUUUCUGAUUGGCCCAACAAGUCGUACAAACACGGUUCCCCUUAUCUAACGGUGUGGCUCAAGUGACUAUGGCAACGACCUCCGUAUAGAAGGUCGUGGUGAUUUUUUUGCUUCACCGUGGAAUCUAUAUGAGUCUAGUUUAUGUUAAAGUUCCUCGGGUCUUUAUAUGGAUCAGAUUCAAUCAAGUUUCGUAGGGUAAUGCACAAAGUAUAGAAUAUAGGUAGGUCUAGCAUAAGCACAAGUUACUCGAGACAUUUUUAAGGACAAAUCCAUCAAUAGAAGUGGGUUUUAUCACUUUUCCGUUUCCAAGUCAUUUGACACUUUUGCCGUUGU